GUAGGCCGUAUACUAAGCAGGAAUAGGUGCCGGUGAUUGACUUGAUUGUGUAGGCAUUGUUAUAACCGAUUGACGUCAAGGAAAAGAAGCGGCUGAGUGGCAGGUGACUCAGGCAUGUGACACCUUCGGUUGUUGAGAAAAUUAAAAGCUUUUAAGUGCGCCGUAUCUUCCUGCGAUAAUUCUUAGGAGUGAAAAUAAACGUAACUACAGUAGAAAAAUGUCAAAACGUGUUUUUAUUUAUUUUUUUACAAUAUAUCCUUUUGAGAGAACUCAGUUAUGGAAAAUGUGAAUAGCCUAAAGUGUACUAAAUGAUAAUUUCAUGCAGUUGAAGUCCAUGUGGGUAUGUGCAGUCUGCAUCUCUUGGAGUCAGGAUGUGGUCUACUAAACUCAACACCCGGAAACUUUGUGGUAUUUAUUUUUUUUCCUGACAGAGUCUCUCUCAGUGUUUUUAAGAUUGUUGUUGAUGUUACCAUGUUCUCUCGAGUGAUACUCGAUGGUACGAUGAUCAAAAAAUCGCAGCAAAAGAAAAAAACAUCUCCAUCCAACUACAAAGAGAGAUUUUUUGUGCUGGACACACAGGAAUUAAAGUAUUCUGAGUGUCGUACUGGGCGAAAACCCAUACUGAAAGGUUGCAUCAAGUUAUGCAGCAUUAAGUGUGUGGACAUAGUCUUUACCGAUCUCCCCAUUCCAUGUGACUACAAGUACCCCUUCCAGGUAUUUCAUGACAACCAUUAUCUCUACAUUUUUGCACCAGACAAUGAUUGUCGCCUGAAGUGGGUGCAUGCUCUUAAAGAAGAGACAAAGAAUAACAAUUUGGUUGAAAAAUACCACCCCCAAUUUUGGAUCGAUGGAAAAUGGAAAUGCUGCCAACAGUCAGAGAAACUGUCAAUCGGCUGUCAAGUCUAUGAUCCAAUGGCUUACGGUUCUAAAAAACCAUUACCCGAAAUCCCAGAUUCAGAGGUUGAAAUGCGUGACACAGUGGAUAUGGUGGUUAUUGCAUUGCAGAACUACACACCAUUUGGAGACAGAGAGUUGGCACUUCAGAAAGACAAGGAAUACACACUGAUAACCAGCUCCCACCCUCUCUGGUGGAUUGUUCGAGAUGAAAAGGGGAACGACGGGUUUGUGCCAAGGACACACAUAGCUGAAAAAUCAGGGAAUGACUUUGAAAGAUUUGAAUGGUAUAAUAAGAACAUUGCCAGAAGGGAAGCAGAAGACGUGUUGAUCAAAGAGGGAAAAGAAGGUGCAUUCAUGGUUCGAAACUCGAGACAGACAGGUUUCUACACUGUGUCAGUAUUCACCAAAGCACUGGGAUCUAAUGGGGAGAAACAACCAUGUGUUAAACAUUACCAAAUCAGGCGGACAGACACAGGAGAGUCUUCUUUUUACUUGGCAGAGAAAUAUCUGUUUCGCACCAUUCCAGAGCUGAUCCAUUACCACCAACACAAUGCUGCAGGUCUGAUCACACGUCUCAGACAUCCGGUCACUCAAACAGGUGGCUGCUCCCAGGAAAUUGCUGCUCCAUUCAAAGAUGAGUGGGAGGUGGACCACGAAGAAAUUACCUUUGGUCAAGAGUUAGGAAGUGGACAGUUUGGGAUGGUGUUGUCUGGACAAUGGAGGGACAAGAAGGUGGCCCUGAAAAUAAUAAGAGAAGAUUACAUGUCAGAUGAGGAAUUUAAAGAAGAGGCAAGAGUCAUGAUGAGAUUAUACCACUCAAAGCUAGUUCAGCUCUAUGGUGUUUGCACCCAGCGUUCUCCAAUGUGUUUGGUGUUGGAGUUCAUGGAGAAUGGCUGUCUAUCAGACUACCUGCGAGCCAAAAAAGGGUGUUUGUCUCAGGAGACAAUGUUGGGGAUGUGCCUGGAUGUCACUGAAGGGAUGACCUAUCUGGAGAUGUCUAACUUCAUCCACAGAGACCUGGCUGCAAGGAACUGCCUAGUUUCAAAGAACAACCUAGUUAAAUUGUCAGAUUUUGGCAUGACCAGAUAUGUUCUUGAUGACCAGUACACAAGUUCUUUCUGCUCCAAGUUUCCCAUCAAGUGGUCAGCACCAGAAGUUGUCAAAUACUGCAAGUUCAGCAGCAAAUCCGAUGUCUGGUCCUUUGGUGUUCUCAUGUGGGAAGUCUACACAGAAGGCCGCCUUCCCUAUGAGAACCAAUCCAAUGGUCAGGUAGUAGACUUCCUGAAUGCUGGCAUGAGGCUGCUUAAACCACGACUGGCACCAGAGGAUGUAUAUUUGCUUAUGGAGUGGUGCUGGAAAGAGAAACCAGUGGAUCGUCCGUCCUUUGCACUGCUGUUGCAAGAGCUUUCCCAACUUUCACAAUGUUGAACCACAAGAUUUGAAUUGCGGAUGCCGGACGUUAAAGAAAACUAUAUUUAUUCUAUUUAUUUUUGGAUUAUUGGCUAAAGUUUGACAUGUUUUAUACAUAUAUUGUACUAUAAACUGAUGCUCCCCACAUGUGCCUUAGCCACCCCGUUUGCACUUUAACUGUUUUGUUUCCCUGUAAGUCACAUGCACUGUAUUUACAUAGAUACUGUUAUAUAUUCAAAAUGAUAUAAUCUUAUGUUUGCCCUUAAAUAUGUUCAGUAUCACAAAACAAAAUGACAGUAACUCAACUGUA
Messenger RNA from Syngnathus acus (greater pipefish), 2617 nucleotides. RefSeq names its product IL2 inducible T cell kinase (gene itk). Lineage: Eukaryota; Metazoa; Chordata; Actinopteri; Syngnathiformes; Syngnathidae. Gene Ontology annotation, biological process: T cell receptor signaling pathway; adaptive immune response; intracellular signal transduction. The transcript has 17 exons. Gene Ontology annotation, molecular function: non-membrane spanning protein tyrosine kinase activity; protein binding; ATP binding. The record is from RefSeq and is a predicted model, not a curated record. Bases 343 to 2325 code for a protein of 660 amino acids.